Ixodes scapularis (black-legged tick) is the source of this 1902-nucleotide messenger RNA. RefSeq names its product chitin deacetylase 8. NCBI's taxonomy places the organism in Eukaryota, Metazoa, Arthropoda, Arachnida, Ixodida, Ixodidae. The transcript is spliced from 3 exons. Gene Ontology annotation, biological process: carbohydrate metabolic process. The record is from RefSeq and is a predicted model, not a curated record. The coding region runs from base 22 to 1209 and encodes 395 amino acids.
CUACCUUCUAACGAGAACACAAUGCCUACGGUGCUUGUGGUUUCAUCGCUUCUGGUGACCGUCGUCGCGAAUACGGUCAUCGUGAGUGGCGGCGACAUGUGCGGUCCCGAAACGUGCAAGGCCCGCGACAACUGCCUUUGCGCGACCACUCGGCCUCCGAACAACUUGACAGUGACGGAGAUGCCGCAGUUUGUAACGCUCUCCUUCGACGGCGCCGUCAACUGGGGCAACAUGCCGUUCUACCGCGACCUGUUGGCGCCCACGAAGAGGAAGAACAAGCGCAGCGGCUGCAAUAUCGGAGCCACCUUCUUUGUGAGCCACGAGUACGUCGACUACCCGUCCGUCCACGAGCUACAUCACAACGGCCACGAGAUUGCGUUGCGCUCCAUAUCGGACUCAACCUUCCUUGACUACUGGAAGAACCUGAGCUCGGAAGGCUGGAAGGACGAAAUCUUCAGUCAGCGCGCGCUGAUAGCCAAAUUGGCAGACGUUCCUGCCUCCGACAUCGUCGGCAUGCGAGCACCGCUACUGGUAACCGGUGGCGACAACAGCUAUCGGAUGAUCAACGAGACGGAGUUGAAGUACGAUUCGUCGCUACCUCACCUACGGAUCAGGGGCCAUCAAGACCCGGUCUUCCCUUACACGCUCGACUACGGUCCACAGACGGCCUGCGUGAUUCCUCCCUGUCCCGAACUAAGGUAUAAGGGACUCUGGACGAUCCCGAUGAACGUGCUCUUCAGGAAGCGGAAGGCCGAUGGGAAGCUUCGCGAGUUUCCUUGUUCGACGGUUGAAGGCUGCGUUCCAUUGCCUGAGACCAAAGGGGACACGUUCGACUACCUUCAAUCCAACUUCAUGGACUUCUACGGCAGUAACAAGGCCCCGUUUCCCAUCUUCCUACGGCAAGGCUGGCUCCGAAACGCCGAGAGGAAUGCCGGCUUUCUCAAGUUUCUAGACUGGCUCUUGACCAAGGAUGACGUGUUUGUGGUGACCAUCCGAGAGGUCAUCAAGUUCAUGAGGAACCCUAGGCCACUACGCAAAUACCAAGAAGACCGAUGCCACAAGGAGAUCGCACCAAGCACCAAGUGCACAAGACCCGUCCAGUGCAUCUACAAGCGGGUCAAAAUCGUUGAUGCUAUUAAGGAUCGAUGGGUACGAGUGUGCGCUUCCUGUCCAGGGGCGUACCCUUGGGUAGGAUUCCGCGAUUUCUGAGUUCAUUUUUCGUGAAAUUCGCGGGUAUUUUUCGGAGGAUAUUCGGGGUUUAUUGGAGUUUAGUUUACUUGAGUUUAGUUUACUUCUCUGAAAUUGAGAGUUUAACUUGUACUUGUCGUUCCCGAUUUUCCAAACAUGAAAAAAAGAACAAUUAAUAUCGAAACACAAAGAGAUCCUAAAUUCACCUUUAUACGAAUUAUAUGGCUUGAGUUGGAUUUGUCACUGCACACUUGCCAUUGUCAAUAUACUGUAUUUGUCCUAGUGCAUAACAAUCAAACUAAUGAUGUUUGAAUAAACGCGGAUACUUCAAACCUCAAACCGCUCGGGUGUAAUCACUGGGAACCAUAAAAGCUCAAUCUGGCCUGAAAUCACCUAAAAAAUUUAUUGGUUCAUAUUUUUCCUGUUAUACAAAGACGACCCGUCCUCCUCUAGGAGGCCCCAAUAAUAUGGUCCAAACCGGAAACCAAAGCGGUGGCUUUUGCCGUAACUGAGAAUUACAGUGAAUUGAUGUUUUAAACGAUUUUGACGAUCGAGAUUGUUGUUGUUUGUUGUACUUUGAUUCACCUGUAUUGCUGACUUCCUCUCCGCGAGUGUUAAUUCAUUUUAAACGAUGAUUCGUAGUGUGUUAUUGACCCCCCUUAUAUAAGGCCCUAACGGGCCCUCAAGGAAUAAUAAAUGAAUGAAUGAGAUAUA